Homalodisca vitripennis (glassy-winged sharpshooter) is the source of this 5849-nucleotide messenger RNA. Its product is annotated as metabotropic glutamate receptor 1-like. The transcript is spliced from 15 exons. Gene Ontology annotation, molecular function: adenylate cyclase inhibiting G protein-coupled glutamate receptor activity; G protein-coupled receptor activity involved in regulation of postsynaptic membrane potential. Gene Ontology annotation, biological process: regulation of synaptic transmission, glutamatergic; G protein-coupled glutamate receptor signaling pathway. Lineage: Eukaryota; Metazoa; Arthropoda; Insecta; Hemiptera; Cicadellidae. Gene Ontology annotation, cellular component: postsynaptic density membrane. The record is from RefSeq and is a predicted model, not a curated record. The coding region runs from base 25 to 3123 and encodes 1032 amino acids.
GAAUGGCAGAGGCGAGUGUGAGGGAUGCAGGGCGCCCUCUACUGGAGUACGGCACUGCUCUGUCUUGUCGCCCAAAGUCGAGCGCCCCAGGUCGAUCAACAGCAACGCAUCUCCGCCUUCGUGGACGGAGAUUUCAUCAUCGGUGCACUCUUCAGCGUGCAUCACCAGCCGAAGCAGAAGCGCGUCGGCAACACGCUGGUCUGUGGCGAGGUACGGGAGAUGUACGGCAUACAGAGGAUCGAGGUCACCUUCCAGACCCUGGACGUUAUCAACAGGGAUCCAACAAUUCUACCUAACGUAACACUGGGUGUGGAGAUCAGGGACUCUUGUUGGUACGCUCCGGUGGCUCUCCAGCAGAGCAUCGAGUUUAUACGAGACGCCAUCUCGCCGGCCCGAGACACCUCUACUUGUGGAGUAUCGACCGAAUUGGUGAAGGGCGUGAAGGCCAGGCGUGCGCCUCUCGUGGGGGUGAUCGGUCCCGGUUCCAGCAGUGUGGCGCUCCAGGUCCAGAAUCUGCUCCAGCUGUUCCAGAUUCCCCAGGUCGGCUACUCCACUACCAGUAAGGAUCUGAGCGACAAGAGCAGGUUCAACUAUUUCCUGCGGGUUGUGCCCUCCGACUAUUACCAGGCCCAGGUCAUGGUGGACAUCGUGCGUCACUACAACUGGACCUACGUGUCCGCAGUCAACACUGACGAGAACUACGGCCAGAGUGGCAUUCAGGCUUUCCGCGAGCUUGCUGAGCGGGCCAACAUCUGCAUUGCCAAGGAGGACUCAGUGCUGAGCAAUGCUGAGGACGAGGUGUUCGACAGCGUGGUUCGCAAACUGGACCAGGACCAGAACGCGAGGGUGGUAGUAUGUUUCUGCGAGGGGAUGACAGUGAGGGGACUGCUGGCAGCGACCUUCCGCCUCAACCUCACUGGCCGCUUCAUCUUACUCGGCAGUGAUGGAUGGGCUGACCGCAGUGACGUAGCUGACGGGUACGAGGCUCAGGCUCACGGCAGUCUCUCUAUCCGCAUACACUCGCCGUACGUCACCUCCUUCGACCACUACUACCUCCAGCUCAACCCUUUUAACAACUCUCGCAAUCCCUGGUUCAAGGAGUUUUGGCAGGCGAGGUUCAACUGUUCUAUUCCAGGAGAAGUGGUCAGUUUGUCGAAGCCGAGGGUUUGCACGGGGAAUGAACGGCUAAGCGAGCGCUACAAACAAGAUCCUAAGCUAUCGUUUGUUAUAAAAGCAAUAUACACGUUGGCCUACGGAUUACACAAUCUGCAGCAGGACGUCUGUGGUCGAGACUGGGUAGGAAUUUGCCCUCAACUUUUCCCCAUUAACGGAUCACUAUUUAAGAAUUACUUACUGAACGUGUCUUUCACAUAUGGGGACGGUGAGACCGUGGAGUUCGACCGCAGAGGUGAUCCUCCAGGCAGGUACAACAUCAUGAACUUCCAGCUGCAGGAGGAUGGUAGCUAUGACUAUGUGCAUGUGGGAGACUGGAACAACGGCACUCUGCACGUCUGGGAGGACUUGCAGCUGGGGCAGCAGCCGGGAGUGCGGGUCGAGUCUGUUUGCAGCAAACCUUGUCCUCCGGGAUUCUAUAAGAACUUCCAGACCGGCGGACAGGAGCAGAAGUGCUGCUGGGUGUGUGUGCCCUGCGACCGUCAUGAGGUGCUGGUGGACGAGCUGACAUGCAGGCCGUGUCGCCCUGGCUACUGGCCCAACACCAAUAAAACCGUCUGUGAUCAAAUCCCGAUAGAGUUUGUGAAGUGGUCGGACACAGAGGCAGUCGUCUCUAUCGCCUUCUCUUGCCUGGGGUUCCUCAGUACAUUCCUGACUGCCAGCGUGUUCGUGCGCUACAACGAUACUCCCGUAGUCAAGUCCUCCACCAGGGAACUCAGCUACAUGAUCAUCGCCGGCAUGACACUCUCACAUUCCGCCACUUUCCCCAUCCUCGCCCAGCCCUCCUUUCUGUCCUGCAGUUUAUCCCGCAUCCUGCCUGGCCUUUCCUUCGCCAUGAUCUACGCCUCACUGCUCACCAAGACCAACAGGAUAGCCAGAAUACUCGCUGGAUCCAAGAAAAGAUUCCCUUCUAGAAAGAUGAGAUUUAUGUCCGGCACUGCUCAGGUGCUGAUGACUCUAGUUCUGAUCGGGCUGGAGGCUGGAAUAGCUGGAACCAUGCUAGUACUGGAACCUGCUGGACCAACUCUUCAUUUUCCUACACUGGACCGUGCAGUUCUCGUCUGCAACACGUCCAGACAGGGGGUUGUCGUGCCUCUCGCUUUUGACUUCUUUCUCAUCGCACUCUGCACCUUGUACGCCCUCAAGACAAGGAAUGUACCGGAGAACUUCAACGAAGCGAAGUUCAUCGGUUUUGCUAUGUAUACCACUUGUGUAAUUUGGAUUGCUUUCGUUCCUAUUUACUUCGGUAGUGAUUCUAAGAUAAUCACGAUGUGCAUGUGUGUAACUCUCAGCGCGAUGGUCACUCUAGUCUUCCUGUUUCUGCCCAAGUUGUACAUAAUACUUCUGAGACCUGAGCGCAACAAUCGCGCCCUCUUCACCACCGCCAAGGAGAUACGUUGCCACAUAGGCACCAGGGUCGCCUCCACCACCCAUCAUAAGACAAACUCUCACGCUCUCCCCCACGUGGAGUCGCCUAGGUGUCCUGCGAUCAGACAAUCUUGGCAGCCAGGAGAGAAAGGACAUUCCGAGCCACCAUCAAGUGGGCGAUGUGUGACAUUGUACAACUCGGAGCACUCAGGAGGUUUAGAGAACUGUAGCAGCUGUCCUCCGGCUACGAGCCGCAGGGAUCACCACAGCAGCGUCAGAUGGCAGUCUAACGAAGCUUUAGCAAAGACCACAUGUGCUGAACAAACACAGCAGCGAUUGCAGACAAGCGGCGUGCAGACUGACAGAGAGUUGCUGGCCAGUCUUUUAGACGAGAGACCCCGAUGGCUCAUUCUCAGUCCCACGGCUUUAUUGAUGGCCGGUGGCAAGAAGCGGCCCAGGGUGAGGGUCAGAGAGGAAUCGCUCAGUGAGGACGACGAGAGUGGCCAGCUCAAAAACAUCACCAUACGACUUGGUAGCAGCACUCCCAGCAUGGUCUCAGAUUGCUCUGAUUAUUUCUUGUAAUACGUAAUCGGACGCUACUUUAUUCUUUAAAAAACUAUUAUAUCAGUUUUUAUUUAUCUUAUUUUAUGAACUGAAUUAAUCAAAUUGUGGUUCAACUUAAAAUAUAAAUUAAUGGUAAGGUACCUCUGAACCUUGGCUAUGUUAGUAUUGGAUCUUUUAUUGAGUAUAUUAAUCUGAUAUUCACAAAUCAAGUAAAAUUAUUAUAAAUUUUCCUAAACCAACAUCGUAAAUAGUAGUUGUGUUGUGGCUACCAGCGGCUAACUUUAUUUUGAAGUUUAGAAUGUUUAGACGAUCUCGAUGCUAUCUCCGUUGCAACAUUUGACUGUGGGAGCCUAGCCUUAUAGGCUAUAGGAAUAGGCCUACCAUCCUGUAUAGCGUCAAUAUUGUUGGAAUAGGUCUACUACCCUAUAUUGCGCUACCGUUUUUGAACCAGAUCUAUCAUUCUGUAUUGUGCCAAUGCUGUGGGAAGGUCUGCCAUCCUCCAUCAUGCCAGUGUUGUGUACUUAUCUAACAUCCUAUAUCCUGUUACUAUUUUAAAAUCAGUUCUACCAUUUUUGCCCAGCUCUAUCAGCCUGUAUCAUGUUACUGCUGUAACCGGAUCUAACAUCCUGAAUCGUUCUAUUGGUGUAAGACCAGGUUUACUAUCUUGUAUCGUACUACUGCUGUAAUAUAAUACCACUGUUGUAGAAAUAGACCGUUCAUCCUACAUUGUUCUGCUGUUGUAGGAACAAGUCUAACAUUUUGCAUCGUGUCACUUUUUUAAGAUCGAGCCUAUCAUCGUGUAUCGUGUCACUCUCGUAGGAACAGCCCUACUACCUUGCAUCGCAAUACCUGUAUAGGAGAUCAGGCCAGACGUUCUUUCAUGGAAAUACUGCUUACCGGACUUACCAUACUGUAUUAAAUUAAAGGAAUCCUCUAACUUCCAAUCCACAUAUAGUAUUUGUUUCUUGAAAUGUGUGAACAAAGUACCUGAUUAAAAAUAAUACCAUAUGCACAGCAUUAUAGAACAACCGAUUCAAGUCUUCAAAAACUUCUUUUAAACGAUUAAAUAACGUUGUAGUUCUACCUUAGCAACACAUAACAACUAAUGAGUUACCGAUGAUGAUUCUGUUGGCGGCUACUAAAUGCCUUAACAGGACGAUAUGUAGUACAGCAGUAAUAUUAAUAAUAUCAUUGGUAAUUAAUUGUAAUAAUCUUAAUAUUUCAAUGUCACCAAAUGGAAUAUCAUUGGAUUUCCAUGUCUCCUCCCACUUCGCUGAAAGUCAAAAUAUCCUUCCUUCGCUGAAAGACACUUACCACCUCUGCUUGUUGAGAACUUAUCGUCCUAGGAACAACAGUUUGAUCAUAAUUCCGUUGAUAGAUAUGCCUAUUAUAAAUGUCUGAAAUGAAAUGACUUUUCAUAAUUUGUAAAACUAAUCCUUCUUGCCUGCUAAAUCGUUUUACCCACACGUUUAAAAUAAAACAUAUCUUUAAUUUCAUUACUGUAAUAAUAAAUAAUUUUUUUUUAAUAUGUUAUUCAUAAUCCAGUUUUAUAUAAAAUCCUUCCGAAAAUGAAAAUGACUAAAUAAUUUCGAAUGAAGAUUUAAGCUCUAUAAAAUAUAGGUCAUUGCAAUGGAUCUACAACACCAAACCUUUAGCGAAUUCGAGUAAAUAUUUAUAAUAAAUAACACCUAAAUAAUAUAGAAGUAAGUCAUUGUGAUAACUUUCACUUAUUUUAUCCCAGAAUAAACGUAAAGUAUAAGGAUCAUGAAAAGAAUAGGUUUUAAUAUUCGACUUGGAAGGUACUCCUUAAGUCUGAUAGACAGACUCGAGAAUGAAUUUAUAGUCUUCUUAAGUUUGCAAGAGUGUGAACUUUAAACUAAUUUCUAUAAAAAACCAAUCAACUUAAUAUGUAUAUUAAUUGACUAAAACUAACUGAGACAAUUCUAAACAAUAUAAAAUGUUGGGUAUUUUAUACAAGUUCCAUGUUAAUUUAUGAUAAUCUUUACAAAAUAUCAGGUGUAAAAACUAUUUUAUAUAGUAUAUUAUAAUAUGAUAUAAAUAAUUUGUGGUUAAAUGUUUAAUAUGUACAACUUUACAAAUUUUACUAAUCUUAUAUUAUAAGAUUCUACCUAUAAAAUAUCAUUAUGAGUUUACAAACACACGUAUUUCUAAAACUAUAGGUAAAUACCUUCUUUUAUAAACAAAGAUAUGAGUAGUACUCUCUCAUUGUUUUGAUCGACAAUCAAAAUUAAUAGAUAUUUCUUUUAAACCUUUCUAGUAGGCUUACCUAUAGCGACAAAUUGUGCCCCUUUCAAUAUAGGAUAUUAUAUUUGUAGCUGAAACAUUUAAAUAUUUAACUCCAUAUCGUGAAAAAUAAAUAUAUAUGUGUGUCGUAAUACAUUUUAAAAGAGAACUAUAUGAACAGAACUGUGUAGUCUAACGUAAAAGUAGCUAGUAUUAUACAAUUUUUACCUUUUUCUAAGUUAGAAACUUAAAACACAAAUCAAUAUAAACAGUGGAAUACUUCUGUAAGUAAAUAUUUUUAAUCUAGUGAUAUAUUUACACAUUAUACUAUGUAAAAUAUUAAUAACCUAGUCCUAAUAGUAAAUGUAUGUGAGUUCCGGGCUGUUUUUAGUACUUAUUUAUAUGAUAUCAAACUUGUUCUAGUCAGGAUUACAAUUGAAUAAGGUACAAUAUUGACGUGCGAUUGUUUUGUUAUUUUAAUAAAAAAAUUAUUUUAAAAA